UAAAACCGUGAGUACGCGUCGUACGUGUAUGGAAGGCGCGUUGCACGCACACAUCCAUUCCCGACACACUUUCUUUCACGGCUUCAUUGAACGUAUCCAGAAAGAUAUCCAAUGACAGUGACUGCUACGCGUUCUAAGCGAGACGUCCGAUUUCAACGAUUUCGUUGACUCCUCGCUCGCGAACUCGUUGCCAAAGGGAAGGAAAGUAUUUCCCGAAAUGUGGAGCGGCAAUUCCCAUCGUCCAGAUACAAAUACACAUUCCUAUUGCAUUUCUGUGUUAAUUACCACUGAUGGACAAGGAUGGAUCGAAAUACGUCGUCUCUCAGUAAACCUGUUCCUUUAACAUCUCUAUAUAUAUCUUUACUUUCAACGAGCCACUUUCCACGAGCAAAUAAUUGAUAAAAUGCUAAGUGAACUUGUCACUGAUCGUUUGUAUAUAGUUGGUUCUUUCCGCGAUACGUAUAACGCGUACAUAUCAGCAGAGAUUUUCUCUUUGGUAUCAGAUUUCAUAAAAUAAAACUAGAUCUUUCUGCGUUGUUCUUGGAGGUUAGACAUAUGGAUCACAGAUGUUGACGUAUAUAGAACAGUGAUAUUCCGAGACGAGUAAUUGAUAAUAUGUAAUUCAACAUGAUGAGUACAACGGGAAUUAGAGAAGCGUUAGCUACGACAGCUUCGAUCUGUCAGGUGUUUCAAUUUUUAGCUGGUGUGCUGGUAUGCAGAAAGAUCGUUAAAAGUGGGACGACAGGGAAUAGCUCGGCAUUGGCAUUUGUAACAUGUUAUACUUCAUGUCUCAUGUGGAUGAAAUACGGUAUGCUUAUAGGAGAUCAGUUUAUACUGUUAGUGAACUUUUUUGGAGCAACGCUCCAAGCAUGUUACGUUUAUGUAUUUAUCUUGUACAGUGUAAAAAAGAACAAGAUUAUAAAGCAAAUGAUCGCGGCUACGUGCUUCCUCGCGACCGUGUACCUUUACAGUUUUUACGAGGAAGACAAGCUGCAAGCUGAGAGAUACGUUGGUUUUCUUAGCUGUACAGUAACAGUAUUAUUUUUUGCAUCUCCUUUAACAACGAUGGCACUGGUAAUCAAAUCUAAAAAUACAGAGACUUUGCCGUUCCCCAUUAUCAUGACUUCGCUGAUAGUUUCUUGUCAGUGGUUCGCGUACGGCUGCCUUCUGAACGAUCGUUUUAUACAAAUACCGAAUUUCUUAGGCUGCGUAUUGUCCGCGUUUCAACUGUGUUUCUUUAUAAUUUUCCGUGAUGACCAAUCUAUCAGUACUCAUAAUCAGCUGGUAUGAUACAAAAUUGCAGGGUAUUUAAUCUACACGAAAGCUUGCGAGCUUAUACGUUUGUUAAGUGUAUCGAUGUUUAUCAUUCAAAACGCAAUCUGUACUUUAUUAAACAGAAAUAUAUUUUUCAAACAAUUAA
Ceratina calcarata is the source of this 1420-nucleotide messenger RNA. RefSeq names its product sugar transporter SWEET1 (gene slv). Gene Ontology annotation, biological process: carbohydrate transport. The transcript has 4 exons. Bases 628 to 1290 code for a protein of 220 amino acids. The record is from RefSeq and is a predicted model, not a curated record. Gene Ontology annotation, molecular function: sugar transmembrane transporter activity. NCBI's taxonomy places the organism in Eukaryota, Metazoa, Arthropoda, Insecta, Hymenoptera, Apidae. Gene Ontology annotation, cellular component: membrane.